Messenger RNA from Truncatella angustata, 1827 nucleotides. RefSeq lists its product as uncharacterized. The transcript has a single exon. The record is from RefSeq and is a predicted model, not a curated record. Lineage: Eukaryota; Fungi; Ascomycota; Sordariomycetes; Amphisphaeriales; Sporocadaceae. The coding region runs from base 1 to 1827 and encodes 608 amino acids.
AUGGCUCACACUUUCGCACGCACUCUCAAGAAGAUCCAAUCCACUAGUCAAACUACUGCACACGUUAGGCGUAUUCAAUCCUACCCAUCAUCGCAAGCUCUGUCAUACUUUCCCCUUCAGUAUGGCUUGCAACAGUCGCAACAAGUCCGUCAUCUGUCUGCAUGGACUCACGCAAGAACGAGCCGAAGGACCCACAUGAUUGGAACCAGGAAUAUCAUUCCUUGCAUUUCUGCCUACUGCCAGCAUAGUUCUCGUCGGUCCAAGUAUAAGUCCGCAGGGCCUUUGUCUAAGAGAUAUCGCAGGCUUCGUGUGGACCUGCACAACGAGGAAGACUUUACAUACCCGCUUAUUGCAAGCUAUGUACAGAAUCCCAGUCUUGCCUCGACUGUAGAGGAGUUCGUGAUUGAUGAGCAUUCCUAUCCGGGUUCCUACGGUACAGGGGAGGAUAACUUAUGGAGACCCAUUGUAGGGCCAAUCGCGCCCGAGACUUCAUGUUCAGUCCCCAGAAGUGCCCACGAUUCCAUCGUGGCUUACAUCAAGUCCUUGGGCCUGGGCGAUGCAACCGCGGAUCAGAUGAUCCAAGCCUUUGAGUGGAAGAGACGGAAGCUUUCCGGUCCUUUGUGCGGUGGUCAUCGGACUGGGUGUUCCGGACUAGAUGAAUUACGAGAUCUUCACUAUGUCUCUGCCGCCACGGUCAUACUCCUGGCCCUCUGCGAAAAUAUCCGCAUCCUCUACAUGGGUGGUGUAAGGCACGAGACGCCGCUACAUCAAUUCCUCCUCAAGAACAACUAUGAGCUGCUACAUCAUCCGGUAUUGCGCAACGUCAAGUGUGUUGAAAUCAUCCCUUCUUGCUACACUAGGUGGAAUUAUGAUGGAGUCUAUUAUGAUCUCGAGUUCAUGGAGUACUUCAAAUACUUUCAUCGACUGCCGAAUUUACAUACAGUGACCAUGGAAGGUAUAGGCGAAUACCAAGCUGAGAGUUGUGUGUUUCCGCCUGCGACAUCGAACUUGAAAAAGCUACAUAUUGGUCACACCGAUAUGAGCAGUUGGAUGUUUCGUGGGAUACUGAGCAUUCCAAAGGCUCUGGAGGAGUUGAGUAUCUCGGAGGGAGGUUUCAGCCAUAUGGAUGGCGGAAACUCUAUCUUAUACCCGAAGCAUUUGAGGAUGGCUUUAUUAGAACACAGAGAGACCCUGAGGGUUCUGGACCUAGACCUUGGCAGGUGUUUGCCCGAGAUCGACUCGACUUGGGCCAGAAAUGCAUACUACAAUACGCCGGCGUCGUCUAUUGACCAUGGCCACGGGUCUUUCUGUGCGGAAGUGUACCAAGAGUACCAGGACGAUGAGUACUUUCGUCUUGAUCUAGCAAAGAGCAAACGACCACUUUAUGCCAAUAAGGUGCCAGAUACUCAAAAAUAUGGCUACACAAUCGGAUCCUUGCACGACUUCAUAUCAUUGACACAUCUAAGCAUCAAUUUCAGGCUGCUAUUCGGGCCGUCAAAAGAGCAGGACAACGAGAAUCCUGCGUUGUAUCUUUAUCCGAAUCCGAUCCGGCGACUGGCGGAGGAGCCCACUUCUCGGUUGAUUGACACGCUACCACCGAAUUUGGAGUACCUCUGUCUUUACAACUACAACAGGGGGGAAAACAGAGAUAUUGACGAGCAAGUUGAGGAAUUGAUGGAAAAGAGAAACGGCCGCUUACCAAAGCUUCUGGUAGUCAAGGGCGUAGAGGAAGAGGUUGUGGGUGUAACAGCACAGUAUGAUGAUGAAAUUCCCGAGGGUGAGCAUUGGGAACGUCCUGAGGUCGACCUUAGUUGCGUUGAAGUGUGA